AUGUCGUCUACUCCACGGCAAAGAAUCCAUUACAAGAAGUUGAGCACAUCACGCGAUGAGGCACGAUUUCUGGAGAUUGAACCGGCGGGAAACAUCGAAGACCCAGUCGUCUGCCGCCUAGUGACCUUGCCGCUACGCGGUGAUGUCGAUUUUCUGGCUGUCUCUUCAUUGCUAGGCGAUCCGACGCAACAAGAGAGGAUUUUCGUGGACCGGUCAUCUAUUCCUGUACCGAAACAUGUCUCUCUGGGCCUGAAACAUGUGCGGGCUGUCUUCUAUCCAGCCAUUCAAAAAGCAAGCCAGGAAAGUCUGGAACGCAGAAGAGAGCACAAGUCGCCGUCGUGGCUCAGGAACUUGCUGAAGCACUUCGAUGGAGGAUCACAGAAUGUCAGGGGCCCCAAGCUUCGGGUAUGGAUUGACUGCAUCUGCAUUAACCCACAAGAUGCGAGCGAGAACGCAAAGCACAGGGUCUUGAUGUAUCACGUCUACCAGAGGGCAAACGCGGUAGUAGGAUGGGUCGGACUCAAGAUACCCCAAACAGACCUCGGUAUCCAGCUCAUCCAAGCAUUCGACCAAGCCAUGCCAGAAAAUUGGCAAGAGCCCGACGACAAACAGGCACACCCUGAAAACUACUCACCGUACCACGAAUGGGCCAUACCAGUCAUUGGCUUAUUCGAUCCUACUUCUGAUGCAGCCAUUGGAACGGCCGAUUUCUUGAAUCGCGACUUCUUCCUGCGACGUUGGAUCUUGGAGGAGAUGGCCAUGUCAAGAGUACCGGUUUUUCUUAUCGGUGACAGUAUCGUUUCUUGGAAGCAGAUACUGCGGCUGAACCUUGCCAUGGAAGAGUUCAAAGACUACGAAUCGAACGUGUGCCCUGCCGCAACGCGGCCGCUCAUACAUGAGUUCCCAUUGGGUACGAUUCACGAGUUGCUGGACGAAUUCGAAAAGCGGAAAAACAUGGGCAAAGUGGAGUUGCUAAAUAGCAGCGAAUCCAUGUCGGUGCGCACUGAGAGUGUACAUUCGAAGGGAUCCUACGGACAACGACAGUGA
Messenger RNA from Neoarthrinium moseri, 1047 nucleotides. RefSeq lists its product as uncharacterized. Bases 1 to 1047 code for a protein of 348 amino acids. The record is from RefSeq and is a predicted model, not a curated record. The transcript has a single exon. NCBI's taxonomy places the organism in Eukaryota, Fungi, Ascomycota, Sordariomycetes, Amphisphaeriales, Apiosporaceae.